This is a messenger RNA of Mycetomoellerius zeteki, 1441 nucleotides long. RefSeq lists its product as uncharacterized. Bases 42 to 1367 code for a protein of 441 amino acids. The record is from RefSeq and is a predicted model, not a curated record. The transcript is spliced from 2 exons. NCBI's taxonomy places the organism in Eukaryota, Metazoa, Arthropoda, Insecta, Hymenoptera, Formicidae.
UAUAAAUCUGUGCUAACUAGCUAGGUACUUUAGGUAUUCGAAUGUCUUUGUGCUUAUCAACAGCUGUCAUGAUGAAGUAUAUAUCAGCGCUAUUUGCCGCCUUGACCAUUAUCGGUCUGGGACAAGCUCAUCAGUUCCCGGACUUUGGCGAAGGUGCUCUUCAUGAGGAUAUCCAGGACAUUUUGGACUUAGUUCCUUAUCAAGAAAUUCGAAGCAUUGUUUUGGAUUAUAUAUCAGGAGAUUCGGAAGUACAAGAAGUUUUUAAUUUUUUUCUAAAUUCGACCUUAUUAAAAAACCUGAUGUUAGAUUUGGAAGCUAUUCCUGAAGUGAUUAACAUUCUAAAUUAUAUGCAAAAGGAAGGCGUCGAUAUUUAUUCAUUAGUAAACAAAGCUAACAAAGCUCUCGGUAUCGACGAGAUCGCACCACCUCCUUCUCGUUUGUAUUCCCUGGUCAUACAGAGGACUGGUGGGAUUGUAGGACUUGUCAAAGAUAUUACGGAUGUGAUUCCUACUGCCAAGAUCAUUCGUAUUUACGUGCAAAAGAUGAAAACUUCUUCAGCUUUCGUCGGUUUUGUCAACCAACUCAAGUCAGAUAAUGCCCAGCAAGUCGUAAACAAAGCUUAUCAAAUUAAAUCCUUGCAGACCAUUUUGAAUGGACUCAAAAUCAGGGGAGUGAAUACGCAGAUUUCAGCUGACAUCAUGUUUAUAGUCCUCGGCCUUAACGUACCGAACGAUGUUACUGUUUACCAAGAGCGUACGUUGGAAGACGAUUUGAUGGAUUUUGUGAAUAGUCUUCCGAUAGAUCAGUUUAUUAAGUUAGCCUUAAAGUAUAUAGUCGAAGAUGAAAAAGUACAGCACUCUCUGCAAUACUUGCAGACACCAGAAUUCCAUUCCAGUCUGUGCGAUCUUGAAGCUCUUAAAGAAUAUCAAGCAUUAGUAGUAUAUCUGGAGAAAGCAGGAUUGAACGUUACUGAUUACAUCAAAACAUUCCAUAAGGCUAUUGGUAUGGAGGAUUAUGUGCCGCCUAAAAUAGAAAGCAUUUUCAAAUCUAAAAUUGGAAUACAAAAGAUCGGUGAUGGGAUAAAAGGAUUGUUGGAAGAUCUUUAUAAUUUAAUACCUUUUGACAAGAUUGAAGCUCUUUACAAUGAGAAAUUGCAGAAUUCCAAGGUCUUUGCCGAUUUCAUCGGGAAACUAAAAUCUCCAGAAAUGCAGAAAUUAAUCAAUGAUCUGUGUGUAAAUCAAACUUUUAAAAAUUUUGUGACGAAGGCCAAAGAAAAUGGAUGGGAACUUACGGGACUGAAAAAAUUUUCUGCUAGAAUAUUUGGUUUUAAGUUCCCACAUAUUAAAAUAUAUAAUGUCAUAUUUUAAGCGCAUAUUUUAAAUAUAUGUUUUUUUAUGUCGUUAUUAUAUGAUGUUGAUGCUGAUAUGAUGAGAACAAUAAA